This is a messenger RNA of Ostrea edulis (European flat oyster), 4218 nucleotides long. Its product is annotated as heparan sulfate 2-O-sulfotransferase 1-like. Gene Ontology annotation, molecular function: heparan sulfate 2-sulfotransferase activity. Gene Ontology annotation, cellular component: membrane. The record is from RefSeq and is a predicted model, not a curated record. Bases 245 to 1372 code for a protein of 375 amino acids. Lineage: Eukaryota; Metazoa; Mollusca; Bivalvia; Ostreida; Ostreidae. The transcript is spliced from 9 exons.
AAACCAUUAAAAGAAAUGAAAUAUGGAAAGAAAGAAAAAGAAUUGAAAUUGUUAAACACCACGACUAAAAGUAAAUUAUGAAUACAUAUGUUAUACGCAACUAUGAAUGAGAUCGUAUGUUAACUAUACAGAUUGACGUGAAGAACACAACAGAAGCCAUGUGUGAUGGAGAGUUACAAAUAUCGACAGUUUGAUGUGGUGGGAGGCUGAUAUUUCAUAAUUUGGGACUGUUACAUGAAUUCAGAUGAAGUUGUUUUCAUGGAGAAUGCAAAAUCGCCAAUGUGGUGUUAUAGCGGCAGUAGUGACUUUUUGUACACUUGCGUGUGUUCAUUUACAUGGGGAACUUAGAAAGCUAGGUUCUGCUGUAGCCCAAUUACAAGACGAGAGGACCAAGUCCAGAUCCUUUUCCAAUUCUUUAAAAUCAGGUCAUCACCCCAGACAUUUAUCUGCUGCCAGUGACCAGGUACAUCAAAAGAAAGUUCCAGAAAUAGUCCAAGUUGAGAAUACUGGCCAUGCAGAUGAGGACAUGGUUAUCAUCUAUAACCGAGUUCCCAAAACUGGCAGCACUUCCUUUGCAGGGAUUGCAUAUGAUCUUUGCAAGAAAAACCAUUUCAAUGUUCUGCAUGUCAACACCUCCAAAAAUGCACAUGUUAUGUCAUUAUCAGAUCAGAUGAAGUUUGUCCGAAACGUGACUGAGUGGACAGAAAAGAAACCAGCCAUUUACCAUGGACAUACAGCAUUCCUCGACUUCUCCAGAUUCGGAGUGGCCAAGUUACCAAUCUAUGUGAACUUAAUUAGGGACCCACUGGAGCGCCUAGUUUCCUACUACUAUUUUGUUCGCUAUGGCGAUGAUUUCCGACCAUUUCUUAGGAGACGAAAAGCAGGCAAUACAGAGACCCUUGAUGAGUGUGUCCAGAAGGGAGGCAGUGACUGUGACCCUGUGCAUCUCUGGUUACAGAUCCCAUUCUUCUGUGGACAGGACUCAAUGUGCUGGGAGCCUGGUAAUAAGUGGGCGCUAGAGAUGGCCAAAGAGAAUGUACUUCGUCACUACCUGGUGGUGGGGGUCACUGAAGAGCUCCACGACUUUGUAGCCGUUCUUGAGGCGGUCCUCCCGAGGUUCUUUAGGGGGGCUGUCAAACUGUUUGAAGAAGGUAACAAAUCACAUUUGAGGAGGACUUCCCACAAGGUGCCCCCAAAGCCUGAAACACUAGCCAAGAUACAGGACUCAAAAAUUUGGAAAAUGGAAAAUGAGUUCUAUCAGUUUAUUCGUAAACAGUUUCACUUCAUUAAAACGCAGACUUUUGAUCUGGUGAAUGGACAGUAUGUGGAAAAGAGUAACAGAUUCCAUUACGAAAAGAUCCGACCAAGAUAGCUAUUUAGAAUGAUGAGGAGUUAAGGGCCCUUUUGUUACAUCUCCAAACCAUGGUGCUGAAAUUCUUAUUUUGUAUGAAUGUAUGUAUGUCUCUGGUUUGCUGAUGAUCAUUAAUGAUUAUAAAUCUGUUCUGAGACUUAAAGGGGCAUUAGCUGUGAAAGUGAUGGCAACCAUUUUUUUUUUUUCCAAAAUCUCUCGAUGGCAUGGGAAUAUAUAUUGCUGACUAAUAAAAACAUUUAUUUUGUACAAAUAGAAGAGAAACUUAGGAAAAGUAUGAUAGAUAUCCACUUCUAGUGUAAAGAAAUAUCUAAAGAAUUAUUGUCUUGAAAGACAAUAAUUAUUUAAUCACCAAAAUCACAUAUUCAUGUGCCUAUUUUGAGGGUAAAAAGUGUUUGAAAUAAUUAGAUAUUGGUGUUAUAACUGAAAUAUAUAAGAUAGGACAAUUUUCAUUGAAUUAAUUUUUUUGUAACAUAAUGACAGCUAAUGCCCCUUUAAAGUUUUAGAUAUGCUGCUCUUGUUUUAUAAAGGAUUUUAUACACCAUCAUGCAGUGAAAUUUGUGACAUUGAGCAGGAUUUUAUUUUAAACCUGUAUAAAGGGCUGAUGUAUACAGUGAUACAUGUUAAUGUUUUUGUUUGAUUUUAAGCAUUCAUCAUAUAUACACUUGUUAAUUAAACUAGCAUUUGUGUUAUUCGUAAACUUCAGUGCAACACUGUUGACAUAUUAGCUGACAUGAAAUUUGUGGUGAUUCUGUGUGAUAAGCUUUUUUUAGUUCAUUUGAACUGAAAUCCAAGUUAGCUUUUCUGUUUGCCUGUUGUCUGUAAACUUUUCACAUUUUCAACCUCUUCUCAAGAACCACAUAGCUAAUUUCAACUAAACUUGGUGUGAAGGUUUCCUUAGGUGAAAAAGAAUCCAAGUUUUUUUUUUAAAUGAAGGACCACCACACCGUCUUCAAAGGGGAGAUAAUUUAGAAAUAGUAAAAAUAGGGUGGUGUGUUUAAAGAAUCACCUUAAGAACCACUGGACCAAAAAUGUAAAAUGAUUCAUUAAGCAGCUUCCUUGUAUAGUGAAGAUUCAAGUUGGGGCAUUUACAGUUUUACAUAACAAUAUAUAGGGAUAUUUUAAAAACCAAAUUCUUCUUAAGAAUUUGUCAAAUUAAUAUGCAAACAUCCUUAUGUAAUAUAGAAUCUAGUUUGCGCAAACCAUUGCUCCUGGGUAGAGGAUGGGGCCGCACUGCUGAAGAUCAGUGUUUGACAUAUGAAAAUAUAUUAAUUUCAUUAUUUUGUGGAAAAUCAUCUACUCAAUAAUCCUUAGUUACAAGUCAGUUCACACCAUGCUCAAUAUGGCCAUGUAGCAGCCAUAACUGAGAUUUGAUGUUUUCACUUCGGAAAAUGUAAAUUGUUUAGGUGAGUGAUGUGAGCCAUGGGUCCCUUGCUUUCUAUCGUGUUGUGAAAGCUAAUCUGAGAGUCGACAGAGAAGUUUAUUUCUUAUUUUGAAAUCAAAUACAUAUCAAGUUAGAGAGAUACUAACCACCAUAUUUUGUUGUAUUCAAAUAGUACCUACUUAUGGUGCAACUAUUUUGUCAGUAAAAUAUUUAUUGCGUAAUCCAACUGUUUGACUGGAAAUACAUGUAGCAGUUACUUCUCUUGUUAUGAUGGAAUGCAUGCAUCACUUAACAAGAAGCUUCAAGAUGUGAAGCUAGACUGGUCUUUAGGUAUUUUAGAGCAUCUUCAGAGGAACAAUUUUAGCAUGGAUAUACACAUAUUGUAGAAUCCAGAAAAUUUUCAAGGGAGUGUCACAGCCCAGCCUAGUAGUCCCGAGUAGGGGCUGUAAUCCCCAAAAUGGCAUUAACUGAUUUUUUCUUAUUAAGCUUUUUCACCUCAUAUGUGGGUUGCACCCCCAAACCCCUCUUUCUAUUUCUACGUCUGUGCACAGGGUAACUUGCCUGUACACACCUCAACUCUUAUUUCCAAUAGUUUACCAGAUUGUAUUUUCUUUAAUUGAUAGAACAUUAGGUUUUCAAACAUUCCAAUUCAGUCUGUAUAUCAUCUUUGAAAAAGGAAAUAUUUUUUCCCCCAGGAAUUCAAGAACACAUAAUGAUAGACUUUAGACAUUUCCAUGUAGUGUUAGACAGAGUCCAGGGAAAGUAUCAGCAUUAUAUGGUAGUGUGGUGAAUGAACAAAUUGGUAGUCAUUUUUUUCAUUGGAAUAUGCAUGGUUUUAAUGCUACAUUUGAAUACAGUACCAUAUUUUUGUGAGAGUAUGUGUUCUUUGUGAGAGUAUGUGUUUGUGUGGGCAAGUGUAUGUUUUCACUGGUUGCAAGUGUAUAGUUUUUCAUUCCAUUUGUGCAUAUAUUGUCAGAAUUCCUACAAUUGUUUUGUAACUCAUUAAACAGUAUACUUGAGCAAUCCACUAUAAGAUUGAAGCAAAUUUUUAAUUACAAUUAUCGAAAAAGUGCAUUAUUUUUCAAAUUUAGGUGAAAAUUAUGGCACAUUUAUGGUGCAGAAAGUUAAUAUUUUUAUUUUCUGAUAGAUAACCAAUCAGGAGUUUAUAAGCAACUGAGAUUUUUAUUUAUGAUGAAUUCAGUUAUAGCAGAUGCUAUGUAAAUGUGUUUGCUUUCUUCACCCAAGUUCAAUAUGGGAUUUAAACUGCAUUUCCUAUUAUGAUCCAUUGUCUUCCAUGGUACAUUGACUGUAUGUUAAUGUUUUAUAGAAUUGUUUUUGUGCCAUCUAGUUCUUAAUUCAAAACCAGAUAUGGCAUUUGAAAAUUUUGUUAUAUAAUUUUCCUAGUUCCUUUGUUUCAUGAAUAAAAAUGAUUGAAUAAAAAAGGAGGUUAUCAAAAUGGAAUUAA